AUGAGACUCACCAACAGCAGUGUACCCGUGUACACUGUUUCCGGGUCGUCUACCUCUCGCAAUCUCCCGGACUGGUUGUCACCAAAACAAAAGCGGAAGAAAGACCCCGAAUAUGCCAACCGGGUCGAGCUGUUACAAGAUUUCGAGUUCGAAGAAGCCAGUCAAUGCAUCCGCAUCACCGAGGAUGGGGAAUGGGUGAUGAGCACAGGCACUUACAAGCCUCAAAUUCACACACACUACCUGCCGAAUUUAGCACUGUCUUGGGCGAGGCAUACAGACACCUUGAAUAAGACAUUUCUAUUCCUCUCAUCUGACUAUUCCAAAACUGUCCACCUGCAAGAAGAUCGUUCUUUAGAAUUCCACACUCCUGGGGGCUGCCAUGACUCUCUGCGAAUACCCAGAUAUGGCCGCGACCUUGCAUAUGACAGGAGUAACACGGAAUUGCUGGUACCGACCGUCGGAGUGAAUUCCCGUGGAAUGGGAGAGGUCUUCAGAAUCAACUUGGAGCUGGGGAGGUUCAUGACCGAAUUGGAGGUCGACGUAGGUGGUGAUGAUAUGACCUCCAUGGGAGGCGGAGCAUUGCAAGGAGGUAUCCGAGCUGGGAGUGUAAAUGUGGCUGCCGUGGCAGAAGGUAGCCAUAACCUCCUCGCCUUUGGAACCUCAAUAGGCACGGUCGAAUACUGGGACUCCAGAUCGCGGACUCGAGUCGCUACUCUUGCCGUCCCUACAGACUACGAGGGGCGUCCUGAAGUGACGGCGCUUGACUUCCAUCGAUCAGGCAUCAGCGCUGCUGUGGGUACUUCUUCCGGACUGAUAUAUCUGUAUGAUCUCCGGUCCCCCAUCCCUCGUCUCAAGAAGGACCAAGGUUAUGGCUAUCCCAUUCAGUACGUCCAAUUCUUGACUCCGUCAAGUACCACAAGGGCUUCUAUCUCCGAGCCAAAACUAGCCUCCGCCGAUCGCCGCAUAUUGAAGCUGUGGGAUGAACGAGAUGGAACACCAUGGACCUCAGUGGAACCGGCCGUCGACAUUAACUGCGUUGCUUGGUGCCAAGAUAGCGGAAUGUUCUUGACGGCCAACGAAGGCCGUCAGCAACAUGCCUUUUUCAUCCCUCAACUUGGCCCCGCUCCGAAGUGGUGUUCAUUUUUGGACAAUGUUGUUGAAGAAAUGGCGGACGAUCCUCAUGACCCACAGGCUUUCUCACGAUCCAAGGUGGGUGAAGUGUACGAUAACUACAAAUUCCUGACUUCGUCCCAACUUCGCAUGCUCAACUUGGACCAUCUCGUCGGGAAGACAAAUCUCCUGAGGCCUUACAUGCAUGGGUUUUUCGUUGCUCAAGGCCUGUAUGAAGAAGCCCGCCUUAUUGCCAAUCCGUCUACCUGGGAAGAAGAGCGGGCAAAACGAGUUCAACACAAGAUCGAUAAAGAACGCGAAAGUAGAAUUCGAGGCAAGAAGAAGAUCACGGCCAAGGUCAACCGCAAAAUGGUGGAGAGAAUACUUGAACGUGAGGAGAAGAACGAGAGGCGGCGUGCCCAGAGGGUGUUGGCACAGGGCGGUGACGAGAGCACCACGAUGGCAGCCACCCGGCCCGACUCGGAAUCGACUGAGGAGAAAGGUCUUCUUGCAGAUUCUCGUUUUGCCAAAUUGUUUCAAGAUGAGGAUUUUGCUGUCGAUGAGACCUCGAGAGAAUUCCGGGAACUUAACCCUAGUACCUUGGCUGCUCCUCUAUCCAACUUGGAUCGGGAAAAGGGCCUUACUGCGGUAGAAGAAGAAGCCAUUGAUGAAGCCCCCGGGUCAAGUGAUGAAGAUGCCACGGAUGAGAAUGAAUUGGGUCAAAACAGACACAAGACUACAAACCGGAUAUCGACAGCCGACUACAAGCGUCGUCCCAAAAAGAAACAGAAAGGACAGGAUCCCACGCGAAUGCGAGUGACCAACUCGGGCUUGAAGACAGCGGUCAAAACAAUGCACGACCGUUCCUUUGGAUCUCGAGCCGAAAACUUGCAGCCAAUUCAGCGGACGAAGCGCAGUGCCAGGUUCGGCAGUGCAGCGGGCGACAAAGUCAUCACCUUUGAACCAACCGACAAGACAUCAAAGCAGCUGGGGAAAAAUACCAACCGCUCGGAUGGUACCACGAGAUAUCAGGACCGGAGAAGUGCUUCGGGGAACACGUUCAGACGGAUGUAA
Rhinocladiella mackenziei CBS 650.93 is the source of this 2184-nucleotide messenger RNA. RefSeq lists its product as uncharacterized. NCBI's taxonomy places the organism in Eukaryota, Fungi, Ascomycota, Eurotiomycetes, Chaetothyriales, Herpotrichiellaceae. Gene Ontology annotation, biological process: maturation of SSU-rRNA from tricistronic rRNA transcript (SSU-rRNA, 5.8S rRNA, LSU-rRNA). The record is from RefSeq and is a predicted model, not a curated record. The coding region runs from base 1 to 2184 and encodes 727 amino acids. The transcript has a single exon. Gene Ontology annotation, molecular function: protein binding. Gene Ontology annotation, cellular component: nucleus; small-subunit processome; 90S preribosome.